Messenger RNA from Centruroides sculpturatus (bark scorpion), 2716 nucleotides. Its product is annotated as putative ATPase N2B. The transcript is spliced from 13 exons. The record is from RefSeq and is a predicted model, not a curated record. Gene Ontology annotation, molecular function: ATP binding; ATP hydrolysis activity. Lineage: Eukaryota; Metazoa; Arthropoda; Arachnida; Scorpiones; Buthidae. The coding region runs from base 89 to 1474 and encodes 461 amino acids. Gene Ontology annotation, cellular component: mitochondrion; cytoplasm.
GAAGUUGUUUACAACAUGCUUUCCUGACCAUUGGCUUUGGAUCUAUAUCAUCAAAAAUUCAUGUUUAUAAGUUAUUUACUGCUUUUAAAUGACCUCUUUCGAAUAUUUAGUAACUCAAAUGAAUCAAGGACGCAAAUUAUCGUUAUUAUUCUCUAGACAGCGCGGUGUAUGGUUUUAUUCUGUCAAAUUCCAUGUAAAAGUACCUGUUGCUUGCUACUCUACUAAACAACCAUCAGGUGAAAUUUUAAACGUUUACCGGAAGAAAUUGGAUUCCGGUGAUCUACGACCCGACGAACAUCAGUUGGAAAUCGUCCAUCAUUUAUGCCAUCUUCAACAGAAAAUUAAAAACUAUUCACCCAAAAAACAUGGAUUAAUUUAUAGAUUUCUGAAAGGAGUAGAAAAACCCGAGAAGCGAAUUAAAGGAAUUUAUUUACAUGGAUCAGUCGGAUGCGGGAAAACGAUGCUGAUGGAUUUGUUCUUUAAUCAUUGUGGAGUUACAGAAAAGCACAGAGUUCAUUACAAUUCGUUUAUGCUUGGAGUUCAUGCGAAAAUUCACGAAUGCAAGAAAACCUUUGUCAGAGAUAGAAACGUUAAAUCCCUCCAGUUCGAUCCAAUCAAACCUGUCGUCCAAGAAUUGAUUAGUAAAAGUUGGUUAUUGUGUUUAGACGAAUUUCAGGUGACUGACAUUGGCGAUGCUAUGAUACUGAAACGCCUGUUUACCGAACUGUUUAGAAACGGUGUGAUUGUUGUCGCAACUUCUAAUCGACGUCCUGAUGAUCUAUACAAAAAUGGUUUGCAGCGAAGCAAUUUUCUUCCAUUUAUUGGUGUUUUGAAGGAAUAUUGCAACAUCCUCCUGCUCGAUUCGGGUAUCGACUACAGGCAAAAGUUUAAGUCGGGGAAGCACGUUUGUUAUUUUAUUAAAAGCAAUUUGGAUGCAAAUAAAGAACUCAAUCAAAUAUUUAAAAUACUAGCUGCUCGCGAGACCGACGUGGUCCGGCCAAAGACGCUAACCAUCAAGGGAAGAAAUGUGCUGUUUUCUGUGACGUGCGGACAAGUGGCAGACUGCACGUUCGAUGAAUUAUGCAAUCGACCCCUAGGUGCUGGUGAUUAUUUGUUGAUGAGCCAGGUCUUUCACACCGUUAUUAUUCGCGAUAUACCACAGAUGAUGCAGUCCCAGAAGACGCAGGCUAGACGUUUUAUUACUUUAAUAGACAUUUUUUAUGAUAAUAAGGUGCGGAUAUUAUGUUCUGCCGACGUUCCCCACACCCAGUUAUUUACAACCGUCGGCAACGCAGAAAAUCUAAAUGACGAAAACAGGGCCCUGAUGGACGAUUUAGGAAUCACUGCCGAAAGUGAAGAUUCUAAGGCGAGCAUUUUCAGCGGAGAAGAAGAAAUUUUUGCAUUCGAUCGCACCAUUUCUAGACUAGCGGAGAUGCAAACAGAAGAGUACUGGAAUCAGCGAGGAAUUUCAUAAAUUACUUAUAAAUUUGCACCUAGAGACGCCUCGUGUAUAGAGUCUAACAUGCAGAAUUAAAACAAAAUGCUACAGUAUUAUUUUGAAACUGGAGACAACUGCAUACAUCACUAAUGAAGUUAGGAUCAAAUAUUAUUUAUAUAUUUACUUUGUUAAGUUUAAAAUAGUUAAAAAUAAUAAUAAUAAAACUGUUGAAAGAGAAAAAAUUUGUAAUUUUUUUUUCUUUAUUUAAUACAUGAAAGGUUCUUUUCUUUUCUUCCAAGUGGGAUCGGUUCUGAUUCCAGCUACUGAAGAUUAAUUCUUAAUCCCUGCCAACCUGUGCUGGACUCAAUGACUUCAGAUGUGGUUCUUAACUUGAGUGUCAAUCUGACUCAAUGUUCGAGUUCAACUACAAUCCUCCCUCCCUCCCUCUCUUCCUCUUCCAUAAGGGGGGAAGUUACGAGAGGUGGAAGGUCACGUCAUUUAAAAACCUUCCUCCUGGAGAAACUGGGGCACGAUUGUCAUUCUCUCGCAUCUGGAGACACUUUCGUUGGUAGAUGUAAUGGGGUUUUUCUAGGAAAUUAUUCCAACUUUCCUUGUGCUUAAAGUUGUGCCAAUUUCCCUCACAAAUGCCUUCAGGGCAGAAAAGUUUAUAAGUGAAGGUGCUGUCUUUCCACACUGGAGCCAUCAGCUCUAGGAAGGACAGCGCCUGUGGUGAAGUGGUAAAGGAUGGCACCUAAUACUUCCAGAUCAAACUAUUCACAGAAAUCUCUAAAAGUCCAACCCACAUUCAAAACUGCUCCCUUGGAAUGCUUUACGAUUCGAUAACACAGAGUCCGGAUCAUUCAUUGUUAGAUAAAAACACUAUAUUACUGUGACUUUUUUUAAUGUAAUUUAAAAUUAAUUAUGCACAAAAUUCUGGUGAAAGCUUACAUCAACUGAGAUCCAUGAUGAUCCAUGGCUUAAAACCAGUUGCGAGUGGUUUGUAUGCUUAUGUCUUUCAAAUUAAUUGAUUUGGCAGCAAAGAGGACAACCGAAAUGAAUUAUUGGUGGUUUAAAGAUUAAUUUUCAUUUCAUACUUAAUUAGUCAGAUGAUUGUGCAGUAAGAUAUCAAACCUAAUCUUUUUAGGGAUUGGGUUCAUCUAGUACAGACAGGGUUCCUACGCACCUGGAAAGUCAGGGAAAAUCAGGGAUUUUCAUUAUUUUUUGAAAAAGUCAGGGAAUGUCAGGGAAUUUGUCAAAAAUUGUCAAAAAGUCAGGGAA